CGGCCAGUCUCUGCCCCGCACGGCGCAUCUGUUCCUUCUGCUCUGCGACUGCGAAGCCUCCGCGCUCGUAUCGUAGCCUGUUCGUCGCCGCUGCUGCCUUCCGGUGCUUGCCGCCGCUCUUAUCUUGUUCCGGCACCGCGUCAAAGGGCCGUUCCUCUCUACACUAGGCGCCUGGUAGAUCUCCCCAACUCAACCGGGCAAGCCUUACCGCCCACUUCACUAUGGCGGAGCCCUCGCCGCCGCCGGCGUCGAACGCUGGCCUCCGUAUCCUCCUGUCGAAGGACCGACCGGCUCCUUCCCCGCCACCCACCGCCGCCGUUUCCAGCCACGCCGACCGCGACCGCAUCAUCGGAGUUUUCCGGAGCGCGUUGUCUAGGAAUGAACCCCCAGAAACAUUUUCUCUUCAGACAGUUCAGGAAGCAAUUAAACCUCAGAAGGAAACCGUGUUGGUUCUAGAGGAGAACCAAUCCUUGGAAAAUGCUCUUCGAACAUUGCUGCAGGAGCUUGUGGUAACUUUCAAUUCAUCUGCAGUCCAAUCGGGUAAAAAGAUCAUGCAAUAUGGGAAUUCCUUGGAUAGUGGAGAAAGUAACUGCCCAAUAACUCGCCUUCUUGAUAUUGUGCUUUAUCUUUGUGAAAGAGGGCAUGUUGAGGGUGGUAUGGUAUUCCAGCUGUUGGAAGACCUAACUGAAAUGUCAACAAUCAAAGACUGCAAAGAUAUCUUUGGGUAUAUUGAGAGUCAACAAGAUGUACUGGGAAAGCAAGAACUUUUUGGACGUGGGAAACUAGUUAUGCUAAGGACUUGCAACCAACUUCUUCGCAGACUAUCGAAGGCAAAUGAUGUGGUGUUCUGCGGGCGCAUUAUUAUGUUUCUAGCACAUUUUUUCCCAUUAUCCGAGCGUUCAGCUCUCAACAUUAAAGGAGUUUUCAACACGUCAAAUGUAACCAAGUAUGAAAAGGAUGCUAUGGAUGGAAUCUCUGUUGAUUUCAACUUCUACAAGACCCUCUGGAGUCUACAGGAACAUUUCAGUAACCCAGCUUUGACUAAUACAAAUCCAGCAAAAUGGCAAAAGUUCUCUUCCAAUUUGGCGGUUGUGUUGAGCACAUUUGAAGCUCAACCUCUUAGCGACGAUGAUGGAAAACUUAACAAUCUCAACGAGGAGGAAGACGCCGCUUUCAAUAUUAAGUACCUGACUAGCAGUAAAUUAAUGGGUUUAGAGUUGAAGGACCCAAGUUUUCGACGCCACAUCCUUGUUCAGUGCCUUAUAUUUUUUGACUAUCUCAAGGCGCCUGGAAAAAAUGACAAAGAAGGUCCAACAGGGAGCAUGAAAGAGGAAAUCAAAUCUUGUGAAGAGCAUGUUAAGAAGCUUCUGGAAAUUAUUCCCCCAAAAGGAAAGGAAUUUCUUAAAAGCAUUGAACAUAUUCUUGAGCGGGAGAAAAAUUGGGUUUGGUGGAAGCGAGAUGGGUGUCUUGCAUUUGAAAAACCACCCUUUGAGAAGAAACCAGGUCAGGCUGGAGGUAGAAAACGGAAGCCAAGGUGGAGACUGGGAAACAAAGAGCUCAGCCAACUUUGGAAAUGGGCAGAACAAAACCCUAAUGUUUUGACUGAUCCUGACCGUGUCCGCAUGCCAUCAAUUACGGAAUAUUGGAAACCACUUGCAGAAGAUAUGGAUCCAUCUGCUGGAAUUGAAGAGGAGUACCACCACAAAAGUAAUCGGGUGUACUGUUGGAAAGGACUACGGUUUUCGGCCAGGCAAGACUUGGAUGGUUUUGCUCGGUUUUCAGACUACGGGAUCGAAGGAGUUGUACCUUCAGAACUCCUUCCACCUGAAGUAAAUGCUAGGUUUUCUUCUAAGCCUGCCGAAAAGGUUAAGCGGACGAGAAGGGAAGAUUCAAAAGGCAUGUCAGCUCAACCCAAAGAGCAGCAGGUUGCUGCGACACCAGAAACCGAUGGCGGUGGCAGUGGUGGCGAUCCAGAAGAAGGGGCGGCACCAAUGGAUUCCGACAACGGCGGGGUGGAGGAUAGUCAGAAACGGAGCCCAGGGGAGGUCUCUGGCCCUGAAAGCGGGCAGUGCGAGCCUGAGGCGGAUGCCGAUGAUAACGUGAAGACUGAAACCACCAGUAGGGAUGCUCGUGCUAGAGUAGUAUAAAGUGGGCGAUGCUGAACCAUUCUGCCCAGAUUUUCGAGUGACUGACAUUGGGCAUUUUUAUAGGUACUGCGAGACUCGAGUUGAGACGUUAGUUAGUACAUCCUGCAGUGGUGAUUGGAUUGGAUUUGGAUGUAAAGUGGCUGUUUCGUAGCUGUAUGUGUAAUUGUUGCCCUGCAGUUGUUGUUUAUUCAGCAGGAGUAUAGGCAGAGGCUCAAGCUCAACCGGCGUCUGCCCGCUUGUCUGAUCAUAUUUACAGUAGUAGAUCUGGAAAUGAAAUUAGAUUGUUUGUUUA
This is a messenger RNA of Sorghum bicolor (sorghum), 2439 nucleotides long. Its product is annotated as THO complex subunit 1. Gene Ontology annotation, biological process: regulation of DNA-templated transcription elongation; mRNA export from nucleus. The record is from RefSeq and is a predicted model, not a curated record. The transcript has 21 exons. The coding region runs from base 222 to 2147 and encodes 641 amino acids. NCBI's taxonomy places the organism in Eukaryota, Viridiplantae, Streptophyta, Magnoliopsida, Poales, Poaceae. Gene Ontology annotation, cellular component: THO complex part of transcription export complex.